AUGGCCAGUCAAGGCUGGUGUGCAGACAGGCUUGGAGAGUGGGUUAAGAACAACCCAACAAAGGGAGCAAAGGAUGCAAAGGACAAGUUGGAGGGUGACUUUGGAAUUAAGCUGAAGUACUCUAAAGCUUGGUCUGGUUUGAAGAUAGCCUUGGAGCAAAUUCAUGGUAAGUAUGAAGAAAGCUUUCAACUUCUGUACAAUUGGGCAGCACAACUAGAAAUAAGUUCACCUGGAAGUAGAGUACAGAUAGAGGUACAGAAGGUUGGUAAGAGGAAUAGGUUCAAGAGGAUAUUUGUUGCUUUGAAGCCAUGCAUUGAUGGAUUCUUAGCUGGUUGUAGACCCUUUAUAGGAGUAAAUGCAUCUUUUCUUAAUGGAAAGUAUACUGGGCAAUUGGCUUCAGCAACAGGUGUUGAUGAGCACAACUGGUUGUAUCAUAUUGCUUUUGGGGUGUUUGAUGCGGAGAAUGAGGACAAUUGGACGUGGUUCCUAGACAAUUUGCACAGUGUCAUAGGAGACCCUCCAGGUCUAGUGAUAUGUUCAGAUGCCUGUAAAGGGUUAGAGAAUGUUGUUGGGGCUGUUUUCCCCAAUGCUGAAAACAGGGAGUGUGCAAGUCACAUGUACAAAAACUUCAUGAAGUACUACACGGGAGACGUUUUCACUGAUCACUUGUAUCCUGCUGCAAGGAACUACACAGAGGGCAUGUUCAAGUGGCAUAUGAAGAAAAUCUAUGAGUUUGCUCCUGAUGCAAUAGACUACCUGCAGCAAAAUCAUCCUAGGAUAUGGUACAGAUGUGGCUUCUCUGAGUAUAGCAAAUGUGAUUACUUAACUAAUAAUGUAUCUGAGAGCUUUAAUGCUCAGAUCAAGGAAUUCAAAGGACUUCAUCUCCAUGAGCUAGUUGACAGGAUUAGAGAGCUCAUAAUGGAUAAAAGGUACCUAAGAAAGAAGCUGGCACAGAAUUGGGGAGAUGGAAUCCUACCUGGUGUAAUGAAGGACUUGAACCUCAAAAGCAAUAACCUCAAAGUUGUUAAGGUUAAAGUCAGUGAUGAUGACUUCGCAGAGGUGACACUGCUGGAUGAUUGGAAUAACCAGAAAAGACACAUAGUUGAUCUGAAAAACAAGAAUUGUGGAUGCAGGGAAUGGCAGUUGCAAAGUUCAGAGCAGCUUAUGAAGGUAGAGUUGAGGCAAUGCCAGACAGAUCCCAAUGGCCAGAAGUUGAUCUUGGAUUUAAGGAAGAGGACUGAAGACACAACUGGGCCAUCAUUUGUCAAAAAGAAGAAGCCAUCAAAGAGGAAGAAGACCCCUAAGAAGAAGAAAACACCUGCCAAGAACAGACAGCAAAGGGAUGCUGCUGCUCCUCCAGCCUAG
Panicum virgatum (switchgrass) is the source of this 1365-nucleotide messenger RNA. RefSeq lists its product as uncharacterized. Gene Ontology annotation, biological process: DNA transposition. Lineage: Eukaryota; Viridiplantae; Streptophyta; Magnoliopsida; Poales; Poaceae. The record is from RefSeq and is a predicted model, not a curated record. The transcript is spliced from 3 exons. Gene Ontology annotation, molecular function: DNA binding; transposase activity. The coding region runs from base 1 to 1365 and encodes 454 amino acids.